Molecule: messenger RNA, 735 nt
Organism: Closterium sp. NIES-65
Lineage: Eukaryota; Viridiplantae; Streptophyta; Zygnematophyceae; Desmidiales; Closteriaceae
Source: the annotation of a GenBank genome assembly
AUGGCUGUCAGAGCGCAGUUCGAGAACAGCAGCGAGGUGGGCGUGUUCUCGAAGCUCACUAACGCGUACUGCCUCACGGCGGUCGGCGCGUCGGAGAAUUUCUUCAGCGUGUUCGAGGCGGAGCUGCCCGACAUCCCCGUCGUUAAAGCCUCCAUCGCCGGCACGCGCAUCAUCGGCCGCAUGUGCGCGGGCAACAAGAACGGGCUACUGCUACCCAACUCGACGACAGAUCAAGAGCUGCUGCACAUGCGCAACUCCCUGCCCGAGUCGGUGGUGGUGCAGCGAGUGGACGAGCGGCUGUCAGCGCUGGGCAACUGUGUGAGCUGCAACGACUAUGUGGCGCUCAUCCACACGGACCUUGAUAGAGAGACGGAGGAGCUCAUAGCAGACGUGUUGGGGGUGGAGGUAUUUCGUCAGACCAUCGCCGGCAACAUCCUCGUCGGCAGCUACUGUGUCUUCACCAACCGGGGCGGCCUGGUGCACCCGCAAACAUCAGUGGAAGAUCUCGAUGAGCUGUCAUCACUGCUACAAGUGCCUCUGGUGGCCGGCACAGUGAACCGCGGCAGUGAGGUGGUGGGGGCGGGGCUUGUGGCGAAUGACUGGGCGGCAUUUGCAGGGUUUGACACAACAGCCACGGAGCUGUCGGUGAUUGACAGCGUGUUCAAGCUGCGAGAGAGCGUGGCUCCCAGCGUCGUGCAUGAGAUGCGCGCCUCCCUCAUUGACACUCUUGUAUGA